Meloidogyne enterolobii is the source of this 264-nucleotide messenger RNA. The record is from the annotation of a GenBank genome assembly. NCBI's taxonomy places the organism in Eukaryota, Metazoa, Nematoda, Chromadorea, Rhabditida, Meloidogynidae.
AUGCUUAGGGAAACAUUUAAUAAUGAAACAAAUUUAUUAAAUAAACAUGAGAAAAUAAAUGGAGAAGAUUUGCAAUUGAAUGGGGAAAUUGAGGAAAUAACAACCCAAAUAAUAUACAAGGAAACUACAAAUCAUUCUUUCAUGGACUUGAGUACUUGGGAUGAAAUGUUCCCUUUGGACCCUCAACAUGUUCCCGUUUGGAUCAUUGGACUAGCUAUUGUUGUAAGAAAUAUAAAGAUUUAUUAUAAAAUAGAGGCUGAAUAA